AUGUGUACUGCUAUUAUACCGCUGGCUGAACUGCUGGCUGUACUGCUACAGGCUGAACUGCUGGCUGUACUGCUGCAGGCUGAACUGCUGGCUGUACUGCUGCAGGCUGAACUGCUGGCUGUACUGCUGCAGGCUGAACUGCUAGCUGUACAGCUGCAGGCUGAACUGCUGGCUGUACUGCUGCAGGCUGAACUGCUGGCUGUACAGCUGCAGGCUGAACUGCUGGCUGUACAGCUGCAGGCUGAACUGCUGGCUGUACAGCUGCAGGCUGAACUGCUGGCUGUACUGCUGCAGGCUGAACUGCUGGGUGUACUGCUGCAGGCUGAACUGCUGGCUGUACAGCUGCAGGCUGAACUGCUGGCUGUACUGCUGCAGGCUGAACUGCUGGCUGUACAGCUGCAGGCUGAACUGCUGGCUGUACAGCUGCAGGCUGAACUGCUGGCUGUACUGCUGCAGGCUGAACUGCUGGCUGUACUGCUGCAGGCUGAACUGCUGGCUGUACAGCUGCAGGCUGAACUGCUGGCUGUACAGCUGCAGGCUGAACUUCUGGCUGUACUGCUGCAGGCUGAACUGCUGGCUGUACAGCUGCAGGCUGAACUGCUGGCUGUACAGCUGCAGGCUGAACUGCUGGCUGUACAGCUGCAGGCUGAACUGCUGGCUGUACAGCUGCAGGCUGAACUGCUGGCUGUACAGCUGCAGGCUGAACUGCUGGCUGUACUGCUGCUGGCUGAACUGCUGGCUGUACUGCUGCAGGCUGCAAUCCUAUACCUCCCUGAGACUUACAGUGAUUGA
This is a messenger RNA of Bolinopsis microptera, 792 nucleotides long. RefSeq lists its product as uncharacterized. The transcript has a single exon. Lineage: Eukaryota; Metazoa; Ctenophora; Tentaculata; Lobata; Bolinopsidae. The record is from RefSeq and is a predicted model, not a curated record. The coding region runs from base 1 to 792 and encodes 263 amino acids.